Messenger RNA from Penicillium angulare, 426 nucleotides. RefSeq names its product EXPERA domain-containing protein. Gene Ontology annotation, molecular function: steroid Delta-isomerase activity; C-8 sterol isomerase activity; cholestenol delta-isomerase activity. Gene Ontology annotation, cellular component: membrane; endoplasmic reticulum. The transcript is spliced from 3 exons. The record is from RefSeq and is a predicted model, not a curated record. Gene Ontology annotation, biological process: sterol biosynthetic process. NCBI's taxonomy places the organism in Eukaryota, Fungi, Ascomycota, Eurotiomycetes, Eurotiales, Aspergillaceae. The coding region runs from base 1 to 426 and encodes 141 amino acids.
AUGCCCCUCAUGCAAGACCUAGGUGGUCAAAUGUGGAAAGAAUACGCAAAAGCCGACUCUCGAUACAUGACGAUUGAACCAUUUGUGGUUAGCAUGGAAACAGUCACCGCUGUCUUUUGGGGUCCACUUUCCUACAUCAUCGCUUGGAUGAUUCUUGUCAAGUCUCCUUAUCGUCAUCCGACACAAAUUCUGGUCUCCAUGGGUCAGUUCUACGGCGAUGUUCUGUACUACGGGACGAGCAUUUUAGAAGAUUAUUACAAUGGACGGUCUUAUUCUCGUCCCGAGGGUUAUUACUACUGGGGUUACUUUAUCUUCUUGAAUGCUUUCUGGAUUGCAAUUCCAGCUUAUUGUAUGUACCAGAGUUCGUCCGCGUUCGUCACAGCAUUUCGAAAGUCCGAAUCUCAAUCUGAAAAGAAGAAAUUGUAA